UGCGUUCUUGGCUUGUAUGGUAGUAACUUAAUUCUUAAUCUGUAGCCGGAAAAAAAAAAAAGGAACGCCGGCGAGCUUUGUGAAAUAGGAAGUAUUAUAAAACUUAUCAACUGUAUAAAUUGUCGUUGGAGCGGAACCACAUCGGGAUUGGUGAUCACAAGAUCUGAGGAAGAGUGAAAACAACAAAAGACCCACUGCAGAACUACCGUCGCAACAACAACAAUUACGACCCAUCAUCGACUUCUCUUUACUCAAUCUUGAAGCAAAGACAUUCCCUUCUUUUUCUAUAUCACUGGGGAGUGUUGGAUCUUUGCCCCACUAGCCAACUAGGGUUUGUUCUUUUGUUUUGUUUCUCUCUAAUUUUAUCCUGGAUGUGCUAGGCUCUAGUUUCUGCAUCUGAUUACGCUUGUGUAUUCGUGGUUUUAACAGGGAUCUCGAAUGGAGGAUUCGGAGGGAAUCAAGCCUGGCCUGGUUUCCUUUUUGUUGGGCGUGAUUCCAGUUUUUGUUGCCUGGGUAUAUUCAGAGUUUCUAGAGUAUCAGAAGGCUCGACUUCUUUCUAAAGUUCAUUCAGACAUUAAUCUUGUUGAAUUGGGUGAGGAGAAAGGAGAUAAAGUUAAAGAUGAUGAGGCUGCUUUGCUGGAAGGAGGCCUUGCAAGAUCAGCCUCGGCAAAGUUGCAUAGUUCAUCAAUUAAAACAAACUUAAUCAGGUUUUUGACAUUAGAUGAGUCCUUCUUGCUGGAAAAUCGGGCUACAUUGAGAGCAAUAUCUGAAUUUGGGGCAAUUCUUGUGUACUUCUACGUAUGUGACCGCACAAAUAUAUUGGGAGAUUCUAAGAAGAAUUACAAUCGGGAUCUCUUCCUCUUUCUUUACAUCCUUCUCAUCAUUGUUUCUGCAAUGACGUCUUUGAAGAAACACAAUGAUAAAUCAGCAUUUUCUGGAAAGGCGAUACUUUACCUAAAUCGACAUCAAACAGAGGAAUGGAAAGGGUGGAUGCAGGUUCUAUUUUUAAUGUACCAUUAUUUUGCUGCGACGGAAAUUUAUAAUGCCAUACGGGUAUUUAUUGCUGCUUAUGUGUGGAUGACUGGAUUUGGAAACUUCUCCUACUAUUAUAUUCGAAAGGAUUUUAGCUUGGCACGCUUUGCUCAGAUGAUGUGGCGACUAAAUUUCUUUGUCGCUUUUUGCUGUAUUAUUCUUUCCAAUGACUACAUGCUGUACUACAUCUGUCCGAUGCAUACACUUUUUACUCUCAUGGUGUAUGGAGCUCUUGGAAUUUUUAACAAGUACAAUGAGAUAAGAUCAGUGAUGAUUGCAAAGAUCCUUGCUUGCUUCCUUGUGGUUAUUGCAGUCUGGGAAAUUCCUGGAGUUUUUGACAUCAUCUGGAGUCCAUUUACAUUCCUUUUAGGGUAUACUGAUCCUGCAAAAGUUGAUCUUCCCAAACUGCACGAGUGGCAUUUUAGAUCUGGUCUAGAUCGCUAUAUAUGGAUCAUCGGCAUGAUAUAUGCAUACUAUCACCCCAAUGUUGAAAAAUGGAUGGAGAAAUUGGAGGAAGCUGAAGCAAGGAAGAGAAUUUCGGUCAAGACAAGCAUUGUUACUGUUUCUGUUAUAGCUGGUUAUAUGUGGUACGAGUACAUUUACAAGCUGGACAAAGUGACUUACAAUAAAUAUCAUCCCUACACAUCGUGGAUUCCUAUAACUGUUUACAUUUGCUUACGAAACUUUACUCAGCAAUUGCGAAGCUACUCUUUGACCCUCUUUGCGUGGCUUGGCAAGAUAACGUUGGAGACCUAUAUUUCACAGUUCCAUAUAUGGUUGAGAUCGAAUGUGUCUAAUGGACAGCCAAAGUGGCUUCUCUCAAUCAUCCCAGAAUACCCGAUGCUCAACUUCAUGCUUACAACUGCCAUCUAUGUCAUAGUGUCCCUCCGGAUUUUUGAAUUAACCAAUACACUGAAAUCAACCUUUGUACCUACAAAAGAUAAUAGACGGUUGCUGCAUAAUCUCCUUGCUGGAGCUGCAAUUUCUGUAUGUUUAUAUUGCAUCUCGCUGGUCAUUCUUCUCAUCCCUCAUUAAAUGGUAAGUCCAUUUUCUACAAUGAGACGAAUCCAGAAGGCUUGUAAUUUUGAUUAUCACAUCAUCAAUAUUUAGAGUAUAAAGAUUGCAAUAAUUUUGAUUACCACAUCAUCGUAUGUCUCA
This is a messenger RNA of Cucurbita moschata (crookneck pumpkin), 2190 nucleotides long. Its product is annotated as protein REDUCED WALL ACETYLATION 3. Gene Ontology annotation, molecular function: acetyltransferase activity. Lineage: Eukaryota; Viridiplantae; Streptophyta; Magnoliopsida; Cucurbitales; Cucurbitaceae. Gene Ontology annotation, biological process: plant-type secondary cell wall biogenesis; xylan biosynthetic process; xyloglucan metabolic process. The record is from RefSeq and is a predicted model, not a curated record. Gene Ontology annotation, cellular component: Golgi apparatus. The transcript has 16 exons. The coding region runs from base 439 to 2067 and encodes 542 amino acids.